GCAACAACCCGUGCAAGUCGCUCCAUUACAUUGCUCGGUGGCUACUCCUCAUCUAUAACACCUGACAACCUGAUACCCCCCUCCCCCUCCAACCAUGUCCACAAAGAAGAUCGAGCAGUGGGAAAUCGAGCGGUACUGGGAGAUCUUCGCAUCGCUAGCGGGCGGCCAGUCGCGUCUGAACAACUCCCAAGCGGCCUCGGUGCUGAGGAACAGUCGGCUCCGUGAUGACCAGCUCGAGAAGGUCUGGGAUCUGGCAGACGUCGACGGAGAUGGCGAGCUAGACUUCGAGGAGUUCUGCGUGGCUAUGCGAUUGGUGUUCGAUCUCGUGAAUGGGGAACUACAAAGCGUGCCCAAUGUUCUCCCCGAAUGGCUCGUGCCCGAAUCCAAAUCCCAUCUAGUCCACGCUACCCGUGCGCUGAGCGACCGUCCGGAACAAUUCGAGCGGAUAGAGGAUGAGGAUGAUACUCCUGGUCUGAAGGAUGGGUUUGAAUGGUACAUGAACCCCUCUGACAAGUCUAAAUACGAAGAGAUCUAUUCCGCCAACAAAAACCACCGCGGGGAUAUCACCUUCGAAUCGCUACACCCCCUCUACGAAUCCCUCGACGUCCCAGACACCGACAUCCGCUCCGCCUGGAACCUGGUAAACCCGUCCGCCUCGCCCGCGAUCAACAAAGAUGCCGCGCUUGCAUUCCUGCAUAUUCUCAACUACCGACACGAGGGGUUCCGGAUCCCGCGCACCAUCCCGGCGUCUCUCCGCGCCUCGUUCGAAAGCAACAAGAUCGACUACCAACUCGACAAUGCCCGUCCCGCUCAGAAAUGGGGCGCAAAUGGCGACGCGGAGACCUCGACGGGCCGGAAGGCCAAGUUCGGAGAUACGUAUCUGAGCCGACUGGGCGCCGGCGGGAAGACCUCCUACACGCCCAAGGGCACGGAUUUCAGCGAUACCAUCCAGGAUGAGGAGUGGGAGAAGGUGCGGCUGAGGCGCGAGCUGGUGGAGCUGGACGAGAAGCUGGAGAAUGCCAGGAAGGCCUCGGAGGGGCGACGGGAUCGGCCCCGGAACGAUGGCGGGCCCAACUGGGUUCUCAUUAAGAAGGAGUCGCUGCAGCUGCUGGAGUACAAGGAGCGGGAGCUGCGGGAGCUACAGGAGGGCGUAGGGAGGUCCCAAGAUGGUCAGAACGUCGAACGUCUCCGGGACGAUGUCAAGACGGUGGGCGAGCAAGUCGAGGGAUUGAAGACCCAUCUGGCGCAACGCAAGGAGGUCCUCGCCGAUCUGCGGAACCAGGUCGAGGAGCAAAAGUUGUCCCGAUAGUUCUGUUCUUCGUUUUUCUCCCACCUUUUGUCUCGUCUUCUUUGAAUAUACUUCCACUGGUUUUUCUUCCCUGUUCAUUUUUUUCCCCUUCUGGUUGUUCGCUCAUGAGCCUUGCUACUUACUCUGUUGUCGUUGUCGUUGUCGUUGUCGUUGUUGAAUAGCCAUUUCUUGGCGAGGAGCAUCAGGCGCUAGAUGGAUGUUUCGUGUCGCGUGCGUGUUUUGAAUGCUUCGUUUCCAUUCCAUUCCACUAUCUACUAGAUAGAGGUGUGAUUGAUUCCGAUUUCGGGAACCUUCAUUCGGACUCCCUGUCCCAUUACCACCAGCAUCCCUCCCUCCUUCCCUCCUUCCCUCCCGUCCUUCUCUCCAGGACACCCCCCAUCUAUUUAAUGUACAGUAAAUAUAAUCAGAAC
Molecule: messenger RNA, 1719 nt
Organism: Aspergillus heteromorphus CBS 117.55
Lineage: Eukaryota; Fungi; Ascomycota; Eurotiomycetes; Eurotiales; Aspergillaceae
Gene: end3
Product: cytoskeletal adaptor protein SagA
Exons: 3
Coding region: 95-1309 (404 amino acids)
Biological process (GO): endosomal transport; actin filament organization; actin cortical patch assembly
Cellular component (GO): plasma membrane; mating projection tip; cytoplasm
Molecular function (GO): calcium ion binding; protein binding
Source: RefSeq, a predicted model, not a curated record